Molecule: messenger RNA, 3879 nt
Organism: Anopheles nili
Lineage: Eukaryota; Metazoa; Arthropoda; Insecta; Diptera; Culicidae
Gene: stj
Product: voltage-dependent calcium channel subunit alpha-2/delta-3
Exons: 21
Coding region: 1-3879 (1292 amino acids)
Cellular component (GO): voltage-gated calcium channel complex
Molecular function (GO): voltage-gated calcium channel activity
Source: RefSeq, a predicted model, not a curated record
AUGUUGUACAUAGGCGGCCGGAGUAGCUGUGGCAUUCUCGCUUUCACGUUUCUGCUGUUUUUCGCCAUCUCGAUUACCCGCAGUGCCGAUGAGCCGACGACAACAAUCAAGUACAACGUUGUUCAAGCCUGGGCCGCCAAACUUGGGGGAGAGCUGUGGCAUUUGGGAGAUUUUAUAACUAGAAGAAAGGAGGUAGAAGAGAGUUUUAAACAAGCACAAGUAGUUAGCAAAAAUGGACAGAAAAUUGUCGAAGAGAUGGCCAAGGAUCUCAAGUACAUGAUGGAUGCGAAAGUGAGCGCCGUCAAGCGCAUCAUGGAUACGGCGGAAAACACUGCCAUAUCGUUCGACGAAGAACCGGUAAACCAAAGCUUCCAGUACUACAACGCGAAGCAGAUGAUUGAACCGGGAGAGAUCAUCACCACGCCGAUCCCUAUGAUCGACGAGGACCCGGCCGACAUCACCACGCCGAUACCGCCAAAGGAAAUCGUGCUGACGAAGAAGCGCCAUUUCUUCAACGAAGCUGUCAACACGACGGUCAGCUCGGUACAUGUGCCCACAAACGUGUACGAUCGCGCAACCGAGGUGAUCAAAGCGAUCAAGUGGUCAGAAGCGCUCGAUUCGAUCUUCUACAACAACUAUAUCGGAGAUCCGACGCUGACGUGGCAGUAUUUCGGCAGUUCGAGCGGUUUUCUACGUCAGUUUCCGGCGACCAAGUGGGAACAGGACCCAGUCGAUCUGUACGACUGCCGGUUGCGCUCGUGGUACAUUGAGGCGGCCAACAGCCCGAAGGAUAUGCUGAUCCUGGUGGACAGCUCCGGCUCGAUGACGGGGCAGCGCAAGGACAUCGCCAAACACGUCGUCUCGAACAUCCUCGACACGCUCGGACCGAACGAUUACGUCAACAUUUUCACCUUCUCGGAAGAGGUGGCGGAAGUGGUGCCGUGCUUUCGCGACACUCUCGUGCAGGCAAACAUGGGCAACAUUCGCGAGCUGAAGCUCGGUAUGGACAACAUAGAGACCAAUGAGAUCGCUAACGUUUCAGCCGCCCUCACCAGGGCGUUCGAGUUGCUGGAGCAGUUCCGGGAGACCCGCAACGGGGCCCGGUGCAACCAAGCGAUCAUGUUGGUCUCGGAUGGUGUUCCAUACAGCUUCGACGAGGUGUUCGAGCAGUUUAACUGGAAAGAGCUGCCCUUCAUUCCGGUGCGCGUCUUCACCUAUCUGAUCGGGCGCGAGGUGGCAGAUGUGAAGGAGAUCAAAGAAAUGGCAUGUCGCAAUCAGGGGUACUAUGUGCACCUCAGCACGAUGGCCGAAGUGCGGGAGGAGGUCCUAAACUAUAUACCGGUGAUCGCGAGGCCGCUUGUACUAAACAAACGCGAACAUCCGGUCGUCUGGUCGGAGAUCUACGCAGACGUCGAGGACCCCAAAAUGACGGACUGGCUGUGGGAGAUAAAAGAACGAGCCGAGCAGAAAGAGCGCUUCAUCGAUUAUCGCAAGAACCGGGUGUUGUUCUACUCACCCGAGGAGCAGCACCGACGCAUGAUCAUGAAGCAGCGCAUGAACCAGGAUCCGUAUUCGAACAAUCAGAAGUACAACUUCAUGACGACCGUCUCGGUGCCGGUGUUCGAUCGACGAGAGAACGCGAACAUCACCGAAGAUAUACUGAUGAAUGAGGCAUACUGGGUGACGAUCACACGAGAGACGCGCGUGGCCAACAUACUUGGCGUUGCUGGUGCCGAUGUGCCAAUAGCGGAAAUUAAGAAAUACCUUAAACCUCACCUGCUUGGUGUGAAUGGAUACGCCUUCAUUGUGACUAACAAUGGCUACAUCCUAACGCAUCCCGACUUCCGUCCAGUGUUCCAAGAUAUUCUCAAGCCAGCCUACAACACGGUCGACAUGAUCGAAGUCGAGUUGACCGAUGACGACCAAGGGCCACGAGAAUUCAAUAAUAUGCUGCUAAAUAUGCGUGAAUCAAUUAUUAAUCAGUCGACCGGAGCCAAGUGGAUAAGUGUGAAGUACCACUUCGAUGAGAUGAAACGGGUGUCCCGCACGAAGCGACAAUACUACUGGACGCCGAUCAAGAACACCCCGUUCACUCUGGUGGUUACGUAUCCCGAGACAUAUGGCGUAAAUCGGCUGCAGAUACGCACGGAGGACGAGAUCCACCGUAUACACGCAAAAGGCAGCAAUGUGGCCAGCUUCUUCAGCGGCAACAACUGGAAGAUCCAUCCAGAUUGGGUGUACUGUAAAUAUUUGAACGAGCACCCGAAUGAAACGUUCGCCACGCCCGAGCUCGAGCUGAAGCACUUCCUCGAACGAAUGAAGCUUGGCGGCUGGAAGUGGCCCUCAAACCGCACGCCACCACCACCCGAACACGCCAUGUUCUCUAAUAUAACAGGCAAAUUGCCAGAGAAGGACUAUUAUUACUGCGAUCGCGGUUUGAUGCAGGCACUCGUGUACGACGCCAAGGUGACGGAGUGGUUCUCGAAGAACAUCAGCGGGAGCGGUGGCAACAAGGACGAGAAAGGCCCAAGCCCGAUCGCAGUGUUAAUGGGGUUGCUGCCAAGAAACGAAUUCAAACAACGCUUUGGCAUCACCGUCUCAUUUCUGGCCACGCACUCAGGCUUGACUCGGUGGCAAGAGUACGCCACCGGCACGGACGAAUCCAAGCAAGCUGAACCGGACUUUAGCGAAAUGAACAAUCGCGCGAUCGAUGAGGUGUGGUACAAACGCGCGGUAGAGUUGUACUACAGCAACCGGAACCGGAAAACGACGGACGGUGAAAAUGGGAAGGAUGACAGUGACCGGAACAGCUUCGUCUACUCGGUUCCAUUCGAUGCCGGAAAUCGAAACGAUACGCUCGUCACGGCCAGCCACGCUAUUUUCCAUGCAGAUGGGACUCGUGAAGCACCUGUCGCAGUGGUAGGCUUUCAGUUUCACCACUCUGCGCUGUACACGCUGUUUAAGAACAUCACCAGCCAGUGCGGGCAUGGCGAUCCACGAUGCGAGAAAACGUGCUUCACGGGCGACUAUCAGUGCUACGUGAUCGACAACAACGGGUUUGUGGUGAUUAGUGAACAACUGCAGGAAACGGGUGCUUUCUUUGGUGAGGUGAAACCUGCUUUCAUGCAGCGCCUGCUGGACGAUAGCAUCUUUCGCAACGUGACCGUGUACGAUUACCAGGCCGUGUGCUUUAUGCCGAAAGGUUCGAUCAAUUUGGGCACGGUGUUGCAGACGCCCCUGCGGCUGCUAUGGUGGAUGCUAACCAACACACUGUCCUACUUGCUGUGGGUUGUAAUGCAACUGUUCAUUAGUCUAGCACAGGCGUACGACGAGAUUUACGACACAGGUGCUUACGAUGUUGUGCCUGAGUUGGGCGAUCUCGACGACCCCACGCUAAAUCGUUACAAAGAGCCGGAAUUCAACAAAGUGCUGAUCAAUCGCACUCGUCCUGAGCCGUGCGAUCAUGUGAUCACGCUGUACGAGAUCAACAUGGACGUAGACCCGUCCGUGUACACAAAAGAGGCACACCAGUGCGAACGGCCGUACGUGGUGUUACCCAUUCCGUCCAGCAAUCUGCUGCUGCUGGUACUGGACACGCUCUGCCCACUGCCCACUCAUGUGCCACAGCUAUCGACGUGGCCGGUGGAGCACGAUUACAAUGCUUCGCUCGCUUGCCACAAGGCCCGUAGCGAUCCGCUGCCGAGGCGAAGACCACUGACGUGCAUCAACAAGCAUGCAAACGAAAGUGUGAUCGAGCUUUGCGGUGACGGAAGCAGGCCUAGGUAUAACGCCGCUUUGCUGCUAGCCCUGCUGAUGCUCGGGCAGUGUAUAGUCCUGCACACUUCUGGUGGGACAUUUGCUUACCUCUUUAACGCGUAA